Trichophyton rubrum CBS 118892 is the source of this 705-nucleotide messenger RNA. RefSeq lists its product as uncharacterized. The transcript is spliced from 3 exons. Bases 1 to 705 code for a protein of 234 amino acids. Lineage: Eukaryota; Fungi; Ascomycota; Eurotiomycetes; Onygenales; Arthrodermataceae. The record is from RefSeq and is a predicted model, not a curated record.
AUGCUGGACAUAGCUGCGACGAAUGAGGCGCAUUUCAAUGCCGCUGCUUCGACAUACGAAACUCGUUUCGCAGAAGCCCUUCGAAUUAUUGGAAACGAAGUUGGAGAACGUUCCAGAUGGAUUUGCCCGCAAUGGGGUGAUGCGACCGACGAUGUCAAGCCAUUCAGGAUGCUUGACUAUGCAUGCGGUGCAGGAUCGAUGACUCGAGCAUUACUACCUCAUGUUUCGGAUGCCAUUGGAAUUGACGUUUCCCAAAACAUGGUUGAAGAAUAUAACAAGAACAUUGUUGCCCUGGGAUUACCAACAGACAAAGUGUUUGCUAAAAAAGGGAAUCUGCUGUCAGAUAAUCCAUCGGAGGGAUUCUCUGACCCAGAAUACUUUAAUUUCGACCUGAUAAUCAUCGGGUUUGCCCUUCAUCAUUUCAAGUCCCCCGACCUUGCCAUGAGGAGACUUGUUGAAAGACUAGCACCUGGUGGGAUCUUGGUAGUGCUGGACUUCGUAGAGCACUCAAUCGAAGUUGAAAAUGGAGUUACGGCUUCUGGUUUUGGCCCUGAUCUAAGACGACAAUUUGAAAAUGCUGGUGUCGGGGACGGGUUUGAUUACGUGGUACCGGAUAGAGGAGUCAUGCGUGGAAAGCCUCCUAAGGAGCUGCGGUAUUUCCUCGCUCGUGGGAAACGCCCGAACAGUGUCACAAUACAGAGCUAG